Messenger RNA from Meloidogyne enterolobii, 1194 nucleotides. NCBI's taxonomy places the organism in Eukaryota, Metazoa, Nematoda, Chromadorea, Rhabditida, Meloidogynidae. The record is from the annotation of a GenBank genome assembly.
AUGCAACCAAAACAAAUGCAAAAAUUGCCUCGUCCACGGCCUUCAUUGUUGUCUUCUGAAUCUGAUUAUAUUUCGGAAAUUGAAUCAGAAUACAAACAAUGUCAACAAUUAGAACAACAACGUGAUGAAUUAAAAAAUGAUUUGGAAAUGAAGAGAAGAGACGAAAUUGUUCCAUUAAUUAAUGUUCGGCGUUCAAUUAGAGACCAGCAAAGUUGUGGUGAAACUUUGAGUCAAACAACUUCCGAAUCUUUAACUUUGAGAACUUUUGUGACUGGAACAAAUUCUAAUUUUACACCUGGAAAAAUGCGUCAUGAUAUUCCACAUCGUUGGAAGAGACAAUUUGUUACAAUGGCUUCGAAUCGUUGUCAAUUCUGUUUUGAAGGCUUUCCCUACUUUACUUAUGUUUAUCGUUGUCGUGAUUGUAACAUGGUUGUUCACAAACACUGUAAAGUUUCUGUUGUAAAUACUUGUGGAUUACCCUAUGAAUGUGCUGAUUUUUAUUUGGAUGCUUAUAGUGGAGGAAUGAAUGGAGAACAACAAAUGACUGGAUGGAUAAAAUUGCUCGUUUUACCUGCUUCAACGCCUAGUGGGGCUACACGUUUUUCUUCUUCGUCGCCAGUUACUUUUGCUAUAACUGAAAAAUGGCAAAAUGCUUGGGCUAUGAUAGAAAAACAUUCGCUCAAUUUUUAUGAAAGUGAUCAAUUAGCAUUACAAAGGAAUGGUCCACCCUUUAUUAAUAUUAAUUUGGAUCAUGAACAAUGGAGAAUUUAUAAUCAAACAACUGAAAAACCGUUGGGUGGUGUGAAAGAGAAUGAUAUGUCGAUGCUUAUUGAAUUGAGAAUGCCAAAUCGUACAUUAUUAAUGUUAACCCCAACAUCACAAGCAAAACAACGUUGGGUUCAAGCAUUACAACAAGCUACAAAUCGUCGUAUAUUUAUUCAAAGACGACCAUCUUCAACAAUUGUAACAAAUCAACUUUUACUUUCAUUGGAAAAACCUCGUAAUUUAUGCAUAAAUUGUACUCAAUGGUUGCCUUAUAAUAAUGGAAAUGAAUAUUUACUUAUUGGAGCACAAGAAGGUUUAUUUGCAGCAGCAAUAACACAAAAUCGUACACCAUUUCAAAUUGCUGGAAUAUUUAAAGUAUAUUUCUUUUUUUCUAUUAAGAAUACUGCAGUGGGUGUCGUUAUAAGAUAA